AUGAUUGACUCCGAAGACCUCAUCAUCGACUUGGCUGAGAUGUACGGCUUCGAGUUUGCUAUCCCGUUGACUCUCCCGAACGCUUGUCUCACCACCCUGGCCGGAGCGCGGGCGCGAUUCUAUCUAGACCUUGCAGGAGAAGAAGCCGAGAGCGGAGGGCGGGAGUGUAAGGUUGGCAACCUAGUCAGCUAUAUCCCUGAUGCGGUCCACGAUAUAGCGCAGGAGGGCAUGUGGUUCGGCAUUGUGACAGAGCUCAAUACGCCAGGCAACUCAUUCCUAACCAUUCGGCGGCUCAUGUCGGCUCGAUUCCUGCACGCACUAUCCAGGAGCACGACAAACGGGCCAGUCAACCAGCCCGACCUUCGACGCUGCCUGAACGAUACCGGCAUGGACCGGGACAGUAAGGAACAGCUACUCAGUAGCCGGCAAGAACGUCUAUCAAUGUUGCGCAUAUGCGCUGUACUUACAAGAAGUGAAUUCCGCUCCAUCGGUUUCAACAACGGCUUGAGGGUGCUCACCUCGUUGUACGGUCACGUCGUUAGUAUUGUGGAAGCCUACUAUUAG
Molecule: messenger RNA, 564 nt
Organism: Peniophora sp. CBMAI 1063
Lineage: Eukaryota; Fungi; Basidiomycota; Agaricomycetes; Russulales; Peniophoraceae
Source: the annotation of a GenBank genome assembly